Molecule: messenger RNA, 1025 nt
Organism: Amoebophrya sp. A25
Lineage: Eukaryota; Dinophyceae; Syndiniales; Amoebophryaceae
Source: the annotation of a GenBank genome assembly
GCCAGACUGGCAUUAAGGCCACCGCAGAUCAUGCAUUCUCCUCAAUCUAGUCUUGCUUUGUGUCUUUUUCAAGAAGAAGGGGCCUAAGCCAUCCUUGCGGGCCGUCUUUUUCAAGUAGAAAAAGGAGCCAAGGAUCAUGUUGCAACAAGGGGCUUUUUCAAGCGCCAUCUUUUUCAAGUAGAAAAAGGAGCCAAGGAUCAUGUUGCAACAAGGGGCUUUUUCAAGCGCCAUCUUUUUCAAGUAGAAAAUGGAGUCAAGGAUCAUGUUGCAACAAGGGUCCUCUCUGAUCAAGGAUCCUCUCUGAUAGAUCAUGUAAUCUAUCAGGUGAUCACGGACGGGACUCGUUCUCAACCGAACUGGUACUAGCAGAAAGGAUGUUCCUGCAAGGGAAGAAGAUGCGCCUGCAAGGAGACUCUAAUCUUCGUGACAACCGCGGGAUGGGACGCGAGGUAUGUCGCAAACUUUCGGCGCAUUUUUCACAAAGCCGGCACGGCCUUGUCUCGUGUCCACUCCCGUCCUGCUCCGACUACUUUUUAAGGCUACUGCUUUAAUCACGAAAUUGAAAUCCAUUUUUUCCGCGCACACCUGACAUGAAAGGCCAUUUUGAUUUUCGUCUAUUUCAUAGAUUUAUUCCCUUGUGAUUAGUUUCAUUCCAUUUCGAUUUCCACCAAAUAAGGUCAUUUAAUAUUUUCGUCUGUAGUUUGUUUCCUACACCUUAUUCGGUGGGGCUCGUUGUGCAGGAUCCAUAACGUAACCUAACCCGUAUUCUAGGGACGCCUACUGCUCGGGCGGAGCAGGAUGAGUGAACUUCCUUAUAGGAAAUGCGUUAUAGGUCACGUCAAACUUAUAGUAAAUACAUUUACCUAGGUAAGUAGAAUGAACAAUGAAGAAUUCUUUGAGAACGGGUGCUGCGGACCGCACUAUCAGAGACGCACACGUGACAACUCUUGGAGGAGUGGAUCUUCUAAGAGCUUGCCGCGAUGAGGCAGGAUGCCGCAGAAGCAAAAGGAGAGAAAGCAUCAGAG